Hordeum vulgare subsp. vulgare (domesticated barley) is the source of this 632-nucleotide messenger RNA. Its product is annotated as pollen allergen Lol p 2-A-like. The transcript has a single exon. The coding region runs from base 80 to 442 and encodes 120 amino acids. The record is from RefSeq and is a predicted model, not a curated record. Gene Ontology annotation, cellular component: extracellular region. NCBI's taxonomy places the organism in Eukaryota, Viridiplantae, Streptophyta, Magnoliopsida, Poales, Poaceae.
CACAACACACACACCAGUCCAUCACAAACUCACAAUCCCCCCACACACACCGACACAAGAAUCAACGAACCAACCGACAAUGGGUUCAUCGAGGAGGAUGCUGGUGGCGGCGGUGGUGGCGGCCCUGGUGGCCGUGGCUUGGUGCGCGGUGCCGCCGGUGUCUUUCAAGGUGGAGAAGGGGUCGGAAGAGAAGAAGCUGGCGCUGCAGAUCAAGUACGACAAGGAGGGCGACAGCAUGAAGGAGGUGGAGGUGAAACAGGGUGAGGAGUGGCUGCCCCUGAACAAGUGCGCCAACGGCGUGUGGGAGAUCAAGGUUGACGAACCUCUCAAGGGCCCCUACAGCAUCCGCUACGAGACCGAGAAGGGUCAGCGCAAUGUCUUCGACGACGUCGUCCCUGCCGAAUACAAGAUCGGCACCACUUACAAGCCAGCGGAGCCGUGAGGUUCAUCUAUGCAUGGGUUUCAUCAUUAUCAACCUUGCAAGCAGUAAGAUCGUGGGUGUCAUAAGUAAAUAUUAGUAGCAGGAGAAGCAACGGCCGGUGGUCGGAUGUAUUUGCUCUCCCGUGCACCAGUUGUUUCAAUUGGCCACUUCUUUUCUUCUAUGUACCCAAUCUGUUGAAGAUUAUUUGGAA